This is a messenger RNA of Acaulospora morrowiae, 331 nucleotides long. The record is from the annotation of a GenBank genome assembly. NCBI's taxonomy places the organism in Eukaryota, Fungi, Glomeromycota, Glomeromycetes, Diversisporales, Acaulosporaceae.
AUGCGAAAUACGACGCAACUGACUGACUUCAGACCGUGGACCGAGGUUAGUGAGUUUUGCCAAAGUGUCAAUGGCGAAUUAUCAGACUUUUCAUCGAUUAGAACGCUCAAAUCUCGUAAUACGUUAAGGCAUCGCUAUUUUAACAAGGGUUUUUGGUUGAAUUAUUAUUUCGCAGGCAGUGCAGAGGAGUCAAUGUCGGGGAUGAGUUAUGGUAGUUGGUUGGUUGGAAGACAAAAAGCUCGUUCUUAUAUAGAUUUCGAUAUUGGUAGACAACUUGAGGAAGAGAUCGACAGAGAGAUUGUAAGAAAACAGCGCGAAGUCGUGAUUGUUG